CGACCGGGGUACCCCGAAGGUGGCGGUGACACCUGGGGACAGCGCUGCCCGGGAGUCCCCAGGACGGGGACAGUGCCAGUCCCCCCGUGGUGCUGGUGACAGGGACCUUCCUGUGGGGACAGCGGUGGCGGGAGAGCCACCACCGUGUCCCCUGUGGGCUCAGCGCCACCGCCAGCACCCGGGUGUGGCACCCUGGCUGUCCCCUCUGGGUCUGCCUGUCACCGUGUCGUGUCCCCUCUGUGUCUGUCUGUCCCCUCUGUGUCUGUCUGUCCCCUCUGUGUCUGUCUGUCCCCUCUGUCCCCAUGUCCCUCUGUCCCCUGCCUGUCCCCAUGUCCUUCUGUCCCCAUUUCUCUCUGUCCCCUGCCUGUCCCCAUGUCUGUCUGUCCCCUUCUUGUCCCCCUGCCUGUCUGUCCCCCCUGUGUCUGUCUGUCCCCUGCCUGUCCCCAUGUCCCUCUGUCCCCCGCAGCUGCCAUACCUGCGCUCUCCUGUCCCCGCGCUGUGUCCCGUCCUGUCCCGUCCGGUGCCGUCCCCCCGCAGGUGCCAUCUGUCACCGCCGCCCCGCGCUCUGUCCCCGCCUGUCACCGCCUCGCUCAAGUUCAAGGUUCAAACUCCACGGGGCCCUGCCUGGGACCGGCGGGGACACGCGGGGACCGCAGGGGACACGCUGGGAAUGGAGGGGACACUCGGGGACCGCAGGGGACACACGGGGACUGGCGGGGACACUCGGGGACCGCGUGGGGACAAUCCCGCAUCACCGAGCGCACCGGGGGACACCGGCUCAGGCGCUCUGUCAUCAAAGGGGUCCGGUUCACGUGUCCCCUGGCGCGACGCUGCCCUGUCACCAAGGCCAAGCGGCGACAGUGCCAGGCCUGUCGCCUCCAGAAGUGCCUCGACGUGGGCAUGAGGAGGGACAUGAUCAUGUCGGAGGAGGUGCUGCGGCGGCGGCGGGAGCUGCGGGGACAGCGGGGACAGCCCGGGGGACAGCCCGGGGGACACUCCGGGGGACUGACGGCCGAGCAGCAGCAGCUCAUCUCUCUCCUCAUCGCCGCCCACCGCCGCACCUUCGACUCCAGCUUCUCCCAGUUCAUGCGCUGCUGGCCCCCCGAGCGCCUGUUGGUGCCCAGCCCGUCGUGCCCGGCUGUCGCCGCGGGAGUGUCGCCGUCGCCUGUCCCUGCCGCAGGAGUGUCGCCGUCGCCUGUCCCCACCGCGGGGGUGUCCCUGUCGCCUGUUCCCGCCGCGGGGGUGUCCCUGUCGCCUGUCCCCGCUGCAGGGGUGUCCCUGUCGCCUGUCCCCGCCGCGCUGUCCCCGUGUCCGUGCGAGGCCGCCCCGCCGAACGCGUUCUCGAUGCUGCCGCAGAUCGCCGACCUGAGCACGUUCAUGAUCCAGCAGGUGAUCAACUUCGCCAAGGAAAUCCCGGUGUUCAGGRCUCUGCCGAUGGACACGCAGAUCUCGCUGCUCAAAGGGGCCACGCUGGGCAUUUGCCAGAUCCGCUUCAACACCGUCUUCAACGCCCGCACCAAGGCCUGGGAGUGCGGCCAGCGCUGCUACACCAUCCGCGACGGGGCCCUGGCUGGGUUCCAGCAGAUCUACCUGGAAAUGCCUCCUGGAAACGAUGACCAGGCCUUGGACAGGGCCUGGGAGGGUGGGGAGGUGACACAUCUGGGUUGGUGACACGGUGGGGACUGGGCACAGCUCGGAUUUGAUGAUCCCAAAGGAUUUUCCCAGCCUAAUGCCAGGAUUUUUGGGCUGUCCCCAAGCCGUGUUCCAGCAGAUCUACCUGGAAAUGCCUCCUGGAAACGAUGACCAGGCCUUGGACAGGGCCUGGGAGGGUGGGGAGGUGACACUCAGGGCUGGUGACACGGUGGGAUUUGAUGAUCCCAAAGGAUUUUCCCAGCCUAAUCCCAGGAUUUUGGGGCUCUCCCCAAGCCGGGUUCCAGCAGCUCCACCUGGAAAUGCCUCCUGGAAAGGGUGGGCUGCCAGGGGCUGCCCAGGGAGGGUCAGAGCUGCCAUCCAUGGAGGUGAC
Messenger RNA from Malurus melanocephalus (red-backed fairy wren), 2023 nucleotides. RefSeq names its product nuclear receptor subfamily 1 group I member 3-like. Gene Ontology annotation, biological process: cell differentiation; positive regulation of transcription by RNA polymerase II; negative regulation of transcription by RNA polymerase II. The transcript is spliced from 6 exons. Gene Ontology annotation, molecular function: RNA polymerase II cis-regulatory region sequence-specific DNA binding; zinc ion binding; nuclear receptor activity. Lineage: Eukaryota; Metazoa; Chordata; Aves; Passeriformes; Maluridae. Bases 373 to 1671 code for a protein of 432 amino acids. The record is from RefSeq and is a predicted model, not a curated record.